AUGCCUGUGGGUGGCAGUGUCGGCGCUGUCGCCGCGAUUACAGAAAAUUCGGUUUGCAGUGAAGUGAGCAGUGGCCAGCUGGUGAGGUGCCGUACCAUUGUCGCGUUCAUUGGAAUUGCGGGAGUUACCUUGUCGACUUCAGAGGUGGAAGAUUAUUGCACUGAGUACCUGAGUGCAAAUGACAAGAAAUACUCUAGCGAAUGUGCUACCGGAAAGACUGGCAACAGGAGGGUCAAAGCUACUGCGACAAAUACCCAGUCGGAACGUCGUUUCUCUGGUUUCAUGGGAAAAUGCAAAGCGAUUACCCUCUACGCUUGA
Messenger RNA from Penicillium robsamsonii, 318 nucleotides. RefSeq lists its product as uncharacterized. The transcript has a single exon. The record is from RefSeq and is a predicted model, not a curated record. Bases 1 to 318 code for a protein of 105 amino acids. Lineage: Eukaryota; Fungi; Ascomycota; Eurotiomycetes; Eurotiales; Aspergillaceae.